AUGACCUCCGCUUACCCUAACAACCCAUUGCCUAUCGAGGCCAGCACCGGUGCCGUGCCUCCCAUCUUGGUAACCGCCGCAACAGAUCUCGACACAAUUCCUACCAAUGUAAAAGUCCCAGCAUCCGAAAUAAAGAAGCGUGGAAGACGGGGUCGAAAGACAAGUAACAGUGCCACCGAUACCGUUGGUUCGAAACAGAAAAAGUCUCUCUUGUUGGAUGAAUUGGGUGAUUCGCUCAUCGAUCAGCUCUAUACAACCCCCCGACUCGACGACCGACUCGGCGUCACAAAUCUCUCAGUUGUCGAUCAUUUGCAAAGCAAAAUCUCCGCGAACUUGACCACACCCUCCUAUGCCAGCUCCUUGAGCAGCAGCAGCCGAACCCUGACUGGUGUGGAGAGUACUCCUCCCACCAGCCUCGACGAACGAGAUAUCCAAGAGCGCAGCCCUCCAUCACUCCGAACAGCAGCGAGUCAGUCAUGUCUCAGCACCAAGUCUGUCCACACACUCCAUAAAACACAUACCAACCAGUCCCACGGAAGCGUAUUCUCGCUCGGCGAUUUCUCCACCAUCACAGCAAUCCAGCGCCUAACCGCCCAAUAUGGCCGCGUCGCACACAUGGGAAUCCUAGAUCACAGUUAUCGUUUCUUCGUAAACAAAGAACGCACAGCAGCCCUCUCUUUCAAAGUGCAGAACAAAGUCGCAAUCGUGGGCGGCGACCCGCUUUGCGAACCAGCCAUGAUCCCAGACCUUCUCGCUGAGUUCACCGCAUAUCGAUCCAAGCACCACUGGGGAAUUGCAUUCAUGGGAGCCAGUGAGUCCUUCGUCCGCGAACAGGCACACCCAAACUCCUGGACAACAAUCCGAUUCGGCACCCAGCGCGUCCUAAACCCGCAAUCAAACGAAGUCCUCCACGAACAAAGCGGGAAGCGCAUCGCCGUCCAAAACAGACAACUCCUCCACCCAGAUAAAGGCGGCAUCACCCUCGGCGUAUACGCCCCAGCCAUCCACGGCACCGACGCAGAUCUAGAAACCGACCUGGUCGCCGUAUACGACUCUUGGCGCGCAGAGCGCAACGAUUCCACCGGUCCCCAAGCCUUCAUCACAGUAUACGACCCAUUCGCCCUGCCAUCCCUAAUGACUUUCGUCUACAGCCGCGGCCCAGAUUACCGCAUAAACGGAUUCGCCGCUCUGCGCCGUCUCGGAUGCGGCGGCUACCACGUCGACCCGUGCAUCGCGACGCCGGGAAGCGCAAAGGGAAUCAGUGACCUGCUGAUCGUCGCAGCCAUGGCCCUUCUCCAGCGCGCCAACGUCUCAUACCUCGGCCUUGGCUUCGAGCCCGUUCAUCAACUCCAGUCAGACGAUAUCUCGGGCAUGCCGGUGCAACUGCUCACCUCACUUACUCGCGACUUAUACGGUCACACCUUCCAACGACUCCCGAUCCGGGGCAAGAAGGCAUAUCACGAUAAAUUUCGCCCUGACCCCGAGCAGGACUCAGGCUUGUAUCUCGUCUUUCCGAAGGGCGUGCCGAGUAUCAGACAUUUGCUGGCUAUGCUUCAUAUGGCAAAUAUCAGUUUGCGAAAGGUUCUGUGGGCAGAUCUGUGCGAGCGCAUGUCGACGCGGAAGUCGAAAUCGAAUAAUAGAAGCGGAGCCGCGACUGAAUCUCCGGAAGCUGGGGCGGAAACUGGGGAUGGCGAUGGGGCUGUGGCUGGGCCUGGAGCCGGAGCUGCAGAUCACCAGAAAACGAUGUGA
Molecule: messenger RNA, 1749 nt
Organism: Penicillium manginii
Lineage: Eukaryota; Fungi; Ascomycota; Eurotiomycetes; Eurotiales; Aspergillaceae
Gene: ergS
Product: protein ergS
Exons: 1
Coding region: 1-1749 (582 amino acids)
Biological process (GO): phospholipid homeostasis
Molecular function (GO): aminoacyltransferase activity
Source: RefSeq, a predicted model, not a curated record